Haliaeetus leucocephalus (bald eagle) is the source of this 3193-nucleotide messenger RNA. It is a transcript of the gene TMEM184C, whose product is annotated as transmembrane protein 184C. Gene Ontology annotation, biological process: transport. Gene Ontology annotation, molecular function: transporter activity. The transcript has 10 exons. Bases 13 to 1350 code for a protein of 445 amino acids. Lineage: Eukaryota; Metazoa; Chordata; Aves; Accipitriformes; Accipitridae. The record is from RefSeq and is a predicted model, not a curated record.
GUGGCCGGGGCCAUGCCGUGCACCUGCGGGAACUGGCGGCGGUGGAUCCGGCCGCUGGUGGUGCUGCUGUACAUCGUGGGGCUGCUGGUGGUGGUGCCGCUCUGCGUCUGGGAGCUGCAGAAGCUGGAGGUUGGAAUUCAUACCAAGGCAUGGUUUAUCGCUGGGAUAUUUCUACUGAUGACUAUACCAAUAUCUCUCUGGGGAAUACUACAACACUUAGUCCAUUAUACUCAACCUGAAUUACAGAAACCAAUAAUCAGGAUUCUGUGGAUGGUGCCGAUUUACAGUUUAGACAGUUGGAUAGCUUUGAAAUACCCCAACAUUGCAAUAUAUGUGGAUACAUGUCGAGAAUGCUAUGAAGCUUAUGUCAUCUAUAAUUUUAUGGUUUUUCUUUCAAAUUAUCUAACCAACCGGUAUCCAAACCUCGUAUUAAUAAUAGAAGCGAAAGAUCAGCAGAGACAUCUGCCGCCUCUAUGUUGUUGUCCGUCGUGGGCUAUGGGAGAAGUUUUAUUAUUUAGAUGUAAACUGGGUGUUUUGCAGUACACUGUUGUCAGACCAUUUACUACCAUUAUUGCUUUAAUUUGUGAACUAGUGGGAGUGUAUGAUGAAGGAAACUUCAGCUUCAACAAUGCUUGGACUUACCUGGUUAUACUUAACAACAUGUCACAGCUAUUUGCGAUGUAUUGUCUGGUGCUGUUUUAUAAAGUACUACGUGAAGAACUGAACCCUAUCCAACCUGUUGGCAAGUUCCUUUGUGUGAAGAUGGUAGUUUUUGUUUCCUUCUGGCAAGCUGUGCUUAUUGCAUUGUUGGUGAAAGUUGGCGUUAUUUCUGAGAAACACACCUGGGAAUGGCAAAGUGUGGAAGCUGUGGCUACAGGCCUACAGGAUUUUAUCAUUUGUGUUGAGAUGUUCCUGGCUGCUAUUGCGCAUCACUACAGUUUUUCCUAUAAACCUUACGUUCAAGAAGCUGAAGAAGGGUCAUGCUUUGACUCUUUUCUUGCAAUGUGGGAUAUUUCUGAUAUAAGGGCAGAUAUAUCAGAACAGGUUCGAAAUGUUGGAAGGACAGUUUUGGGCCAACCAAGGAAAAUGUUUUUUGCUGAGGAUCAUGAACAGAAUGAGCAUACAAGUUUACUGUCUUCAUCUACUCAAGACCCAAUUUCUGAUGCUUCUUCAAUGCCAUCUUCGCCCAUGGGUCAUUAUCAGGGGUUUGGACACACUGUGACGCCUCUCACAACACCAACGACAGCCCCUGCAGUUGAUGGUAUUUAUAACACUUCUGCUAUUCGAGAUGCUGAGGAGUCACCCGAACUAGAGCACAAUUUAUCAGAGAAAGCUUUGGAUAAAAGUUAGACUCACCUUUUCUUUGGAUGUGUCAAGGAGUCUGUUAUAUACUUGCCACACAUGUUCUGUUAACAUGUACUACUAGUGGUGAAAGUUGAAAAGCUUGGAAGAAACUACUGCACAGACAGGAAGAGGACAUGGCUCUAACUGACAUCUGCAUACUGAACCUACAAUGGAUGUGAGUAUCUGCGAGUACCCCAUGAAUAUAAAACACGCACACUGUAAAGGUUUCUGCAUAAGUUUAAGAAUCAACUCCGUAAACUGCUCAACACUUACACAUGUCAGAAUUACACUGACUUUUAUUAAUCAAAGAGAAACAUUUGAAAAAAUAGUCUGCUCUUUUAAAGAUGAAGUGUAAGUACUAUUAGCAAUGGGAAAACUUAAUUUCAAGAGGGCAGUAGCAAAAAGUGUUUGUAUUAGCUUUGGUUGUCCUCUUAAUGAUGGUAACUUCCAUACCCCAAUGCUGAACGGAGUUUGGAUGAAACGGUAACUUCUGUACAGAUGCCAUUUUCUUCCCUUUCCUGCAUAGCUAAAUAAAACCCCUUCAUGAAGAGAAUAUUACAGAGCAUCAGUAAAGAAUUGAUACAGAGAAAGCAUUCCCUACAGGCCUCACUAUAAAAUUCCAUGCCCAGAACAUAUGGUUGGUGUAUCUGUUGUCCUUGUAGCUCAUAAUUUGUAAGUCUUUUACAUUCAGAAGAGACAGCCAGGAUGACAGGUUUGGGAUUAAUACCUUACACUUAACUACUUUUCUUCUAUCCUUCUAAAAUAAGAAUAAUGGUUACUACCUUAAAAUACAUGGGGGGGAACAAAGGACAUCAAAAAGGAAGUAAAAACCAAAACUGAUUUCUUUAUUUUGGGCUGCAAUAAAUUCUUUAACACAAGUUGUUGUUGUUUUUUUUUUAAGCUGUUAAAGCAGGAUAUCUUGACAAUGUGUCUGUAGUAAUUUGUAUUCAUAAAUUUGUGUAUGUGUGUGUGAUUAUUGUAUUAUGCUUCUAGUAUAGCCUGGAUUCAAAUGUAAUAGUUGAUUUUUUCCCACCACCAUCCCAGAAAAGACCUUUGCUAAGGUAAAACUAAGCAGCUAGUCUAAUACUGGAGUUACUAGCAUUAGAUUUCAGACCAAGAAGUACACUUGUAUCAAUGUUAUUUUGCAAAAACUGACAAAAUCAGAGGGGUAUUGUUUUUAUGCCAUUACCAGAUUUUUAUUCCUAUUGCAUGUUUGCAAUCUGACAAAAAAAAACACCAAACCCAAACCUAGAGCACUGACCUUUUAAGUGACAUUUGAGGUUUCUUUUUCAGCAUUGUUAGCAUUUACAGGAUAAACGUUUACCUUCUGGCUGUCAAUGGUAAAUUCAUCUUAAGUGCUUUUUUUGCAGUACUAGUGUGAUGUAAAUAUUGCGCCUUACUCACUAGGCUGCAUAUUUUAUAGUUGACUAUGUACUUGCUGUAUCUGAAGUUAGUGGGAAAGUGCAAAUCAUAAUUUCCAAUUUGCCAAGUCAUUGCCUUUGUUGUAAAUAAGCAAUUAAAGAUUUUAUUUAAACUGUUUACCUUCUUUUGAUCUGAUUUACUGCUACAGUAAUUUAAGAGAGUGAAUGAUACAUGAAUACAACUGUCCUCUUCAUGGAAGAAGAGGAUCUUAAGUAUAACUAGUACAAGAGUUUGUGCUUUCAGUAUUUUAAGGCUUGUACUGAAAAGGGAUUUCUUGUUUGAGCUUAUGAAGAAUCAGAAUCUACUUAUUUAUGCUUGAUUCCAGGUAUCUUUUUAUCCAUGUAAUAGCAGUGUUCUAAAAGAAAACAACUUGUGAGACCUCUCAACACCUGGGGACUUUAGUGCCCACUGUAGCCACUAUUAGAAA